GUGGAGGGGAGGGAGGGGGCCCAAGGUCUUUCUCGCAUCCGGCUUCACCUAUUCCCUUCGUGCCACAAGCCUCCAAGUAUUAGGUUUUCAUACACUGCGUACAGUACGGUUUGAAAUGUGACUCAAAAUAAGCACUGGUGGAAUACUAUUCUGUGGCAGCUGAAGGACUUGUGUUUACACCUUUUUGAAAGGGAGAGGAAAGGCAGACCACCUUUGCCAUGCCAGUGGAUUUGUUUGCGAUUUUAUGCGUGAUUUCUACGGUUUACGCAGUGGAAGAGACAGUGAUGGACACGCGGACGGCCACAGCAGAGCUGGGUUGGAUAGCGUAUCCUGCCUCUGGGUGGGAGGAGGUGAGUGGUUACGAUGAGAACCUCAACACCAUCAGGACCUACCAGGUGUGUAACGUGUUCGAGCCCAGCCAGAACAACUGGCUCCUUACCACCUUCAUCGACAGACGAGGGGCUCAGCGUGUCUAUGUGGAGAUGCGUUUCACUGUCCGUGACUGCAGCUCCAUCCCCAGUGUCCCCGGCUCCUGUAAGGAGACCUUCAACCUCUACUACUACGAGACGGACUCGGUCAUCGCCACCACCAAGGGAACCGCCUUCUGGAUGGAAGCCCCUUACCUGAAGGUGGACACCAUUGCGGCUGACGAGAGCUUCUCCCAGGUGGACUUCGGUGGACGAUUGAUGAAGGUCAACACGGAGGUGCGGAGCUUCGGCCCGCUGUCUCAUAAUGGUUUCUACCUGGCCUUCCAGGACUACGGGGCCUGCAUGUCUCUGCUGUCCGUACGUGUCUUCCAUAAGAAGUGCCCCAGCGUGGUGCAAAACUUUGCCAACUUCCCCGAGACCAUGACGGGUGCCGAGAGCACCUCCUUGGUCAUUGCCAGAGGCACGUGCAUCACUAACUCAGAGGAAGUGGAUUUUCCCAUCAAGCUGUACUGCAACGGAGAUGGAGAGUGGAUGGUUCCCAUCGGGAGCUGCACCUGCAAGGCUGGCUUUGAGCCAGACAACGGCAACGUCUGUAGAGCGUGUCCCCAGGGGACGUUCAAGUCCACCCAGGGGCCAGGGCUGUGUCUGCAGUGCCCCCCCAACAGCCGCUCCACUGUGGAGGCUGCCACUAUCUGCGUCUGCCGUAACGGAUACUACAGAGGAGACAUGGACCUGCCCGAGGCCUCCUGCACCAGUGUCCCCUCUGGUCCCAGAAACGUCAUCUCCAUCGUCAACGAGACCUCGGUGAUCCUGGAGUGGCAUCCUCCAAGGGAGACUGGCGCCCGUGAUGACGUCACCUACAACAUCGUGUGCAGGAAGUGCCGUGCAGACCGGCCAUCGUGCUCCCAUUGUGAUGACAACGUGGAGUAUGUACCCAGGCAGCAGGGUUUGACCGAGACCAGGGUGUUCAUCAGUAACCUGUGGGCCCACACCCCCUACACCUUCGAGAUACACGCUUUCAAUGGAGUCACCAACAAGAGUCCCUACCCUGCUCAGCACGUGUCCAUCAACAUCACCACUAACCAGGCUGCUCCCUCCAUGGUUCCCAUCAUGCACCAGGUUAGCUCCACCAUGAAGAGCUUCACGUUGUCAUGGCCACAGCCGGAGCAGCCCAAUGGAAUCAUCCUGGACUAUGAACUGAGGUACUACGAGAAGGACCACACUGAGUUGAAUUCGACCAUGGUGCGCAGCCAGACCAACACUGCCCGUGUGGAGGGCCUGAGGCCAGGCAUCAUGUACAUGGUACAGGUCCGUGCCAGGACGGUGGCAGGCUUCGGCAAAUACAGCAGCAAGCAGUUCUUCCAAACCCUGACAGAUGAUGAGUAUAAAUCAGAGCUAAGGGAGCAGCUGCCUCUGAUUGCAGGCUCAGCGGCUGCAGGAGUGGUCUUCCUGGUGUCCUUGGUGGCCAUCUCCAUCGUCUGCAGCAGGAAGAGAGCGUACAUGAAGGAAACUAUAUACAGCGACAAACUUCAGCACUGCAGUACAGGCAGAGAACUCUCUCUGAGACCGGACAUGUCCAGCUGUCCCUCCCCCAUGGCAUGCCCCACCCACUUCUCUGGCUCGCCAGCGAUGAAGAUCUACAUCGAUCCCUUCACCUACGAGGACCCCAACGAAGCCGUCCGAGAAUUUGCCAAAGAGAUAGACGUAUCCUGUGUGAAGAUUGAGGAGGUCAUUGGUGCAGGCGAGUUUGGAGAGGUGUAUAAGGGUCGCCUGAAGCCGUCUGGGAAGAGGGAGCUGUACGUGGCCAUUAAGACCCUGAAGGCGGGCUACGUGGAGAAGCAGAGAAGAGACUUCUUGUCUGAGGCCAGCAUCAUGGGCCAGUUUGACCACCCCAACAUCAUCAGACUGGAGGGCGUGGUCACCAAGAGUCGGCCAGUCAUGAUUAUCACAGAGUUUAUGGAGAAUGGGGCCCUGGACUCCUUCCUGAGGCAAAAUGACGGGCAGUUCACGGUGAUCCAGCUGGUAGGGAUGAUGCGUGGCAUCGGGGCGGGCAUGAAGUACCUGGCAGAGAUGAACUACGUCCACAGAGACCUGGCCGCCCGCAACAUCCUGGUCAACAGCAACCUGGUGUGUAAGGUGUCUGACUUUGGCCUGUCCCGUUACCUACAGGACGACACGUCAGACCCCAUCUAUACCAGCUCCCUGGGAGGGAAGAUCCCGGUGAGGUGGACAGCCCCUGAGGCUAUUGCCUACAGAAAGUUCACCUCAGCCAGUGACGUGUGGAGCUACGGCAUCGUCAUGUGGGAGGUGAUGUCAUUUGGCGAGCGGCCGUACUGGGACAUGAGCAACCAGGAUGUGAUCAAUGCCAUAGAGCAAGACUACCGUCUGCCCCCUCCCAUGGACUGCCCCACAGCACUACACCAGCUGAUGCUGGACUGCUGGCAGAAAGACAGAAACGCCCGGCCCAAAUUCACUGACAUCGUCAACACACUGGACAAGAUGAUCCGCAACCCUAUCAGCCUCAAAGCUGUGGCCACCAUCACUGCAGUGCCUUCUCAGCCCCUGCUAGACCGCUCCAUUCCAGACUUCACCACCUUCACCUCUGUGGAGGACUGGCUAGGUGCCAUCAAGAUGGGGCAGUACAGAGACACUUUCCUGGGCUCUGGCUUCACCUCCCUACCCCUGGUGGCUCAGAUCAGCUCAGAAGACCUGUUGAGGAUAGGAGUGACCCUGGCCGGCCAUCAGAAGAAGAUCCUGAGCAGUGUCCAGUCUAUGAGGGACCAGAUGGGCCAGUCCCCCAGCUCCAUGGCCUGACCACAGGGUGCGCCACCACCACCCAGAGACAACCCACCAGGGAGCCCAUAGGAAAGCUCCUGAUGACCCUAAAGAAUACACCAGGGUGGAGACACUAACCUGAUUUAAAGAACGACCAUGUGGCACAUACAUAACAGCAUGCACGCUCCCAAAACACACUCUCAACACCUAGGUAAAGAGAGUUUACUGAAGAUACAAAGGGGUAGAAGAUAAAAUUCUGCCUCAGGACAACUUCAAUUGUUCAGUUAAGGUAGUCUAUAAAGUUGUCUUCUUUUUUGCUGAAGAAAAGAGCAAGCAGAAGAGCAAGGGUGUCUGUUUGCUUGCUGUGACAGAUGGUCAUAAAAUGCUAAAAUAAAAUAUAUUUUUAAAAAACGGUGCUAAUUUAUGAGGAUCAAUGGGUUGACUUGGCCAAAGGACAACAUCAAACAGUGUCACCCAGAUUGGAAAAACAAACAAAAGGGUACAGAACCAGUCAAAGGUUUGGACACACCUACUCAUUCAAGGGUUUUUCUUUAUUUUUUACUAUUGUCUACAUUGUUGAAUAAUAGUGAAGACAUCAAAACUAUAAAAUAACACAUAUGGAAUCAUGUAGUAACCAAAAAAGUGUUAAACAAAUCAAAAUAUAUUUUUGAUUUUAGACUCUUCAAAGUAGACACCCUUUGCCUUGAUGACAGCUUUGCAAACGAUUGGCAUUCCUUCAACCAGCUUCAUGAGGUAGUCACCUGGAAUACAUUUCAAUGAACAGGUGUGCCUUGUUAAAAGUUCAUUUGUGGAAUUUCUUUCCUUCUUAAUGCGUCUAACCCAAUCAGUUGACGUGUGACAAGGUAUACAGAAGAUAGCCCUAUUUGGUAAAAGAUCAAGUACAUAUUAUGGCAAGAACAGCUCAAAUAAGCAAAGAGAAACCAUAGUCCAUUAUUACUUUAAGACAUAAGUCAGUCAAUCCGGAAAAUGUCAAGAAUUUUGAAUGUUUCUUCAAGUGCUGUCUCAAAAACCAUCAAGUGCUAUGAUGAAACUGGCUCUCAUGAGGACCGCCACAGGAAAGGAAGACCCAGAGUUACCUCUGCUGCAGAGGA
Molecule: messenger RNA, 4315 nt
Organism: Salvelinus fontinalis (brook trout)
Lineage: Eukaryota; Metazoa; Chordata; Actinopteri; Salmoniformes; Salmonidae
Product: ephrin type-B receptor 1-like
Exons: 16
Coding region: 219-3242 (1007 amino acids)
Biological process (GO): protein phosphorylation; cell surface receptor protein tyrosine kinase signaling pathway; axon guidance
Cellular component (GO): neuron projection; plasma membrane
Molecular function (GO): ATP binding; protein binding; transmembrane-ephrin receptor activity
Source: RefSeq, a predicted model, not a curated record